GCGGCCGGUGCGGCGCCACGUGCGGCGUGUCAGCAGCGCCAGCGCAUAUAUGCCGUGCGCGACGCCCUCGGCCGAUCACGUGGGCACAGCGGCGUAUGCGGAGCCCGGCGACGGCAUGUGGCUGCCGCAGAAUUCCGACGGGCCAGCACCGGUGACGUUCCUGGAUGACACGGUGGUGGGCACGCGGUUCAAGGCGCGCGGCGGCGCUGUCGUCGAUGCGUCGCUGGAGCAGAUCAAGCUCGGGUUGCGCGGACAGGCGGACAACACACGGCCCCGCCGGCCCAUGAGCGUGGUCAGCGACUCGGCCUAUGGCGGUGCCCAUACCGGCUGGGACUGGGGGGUGCCAGCGCAGGAGCUGGCGGCAGACGGAGCGAAGGAAGAGCAGCCGGCGGCAGACGAGGCAAGGGAAGGGCAGCCGGUGGCCACUUCAACCGCCUGUUCGCUCGACAUGUCGCGGAUGCUGGCGUCGCUUGGCAAUCCGGGGGCUCAGCCGCUGGCCAUCUCUCUUUGCGGCAUCCAGGCGCUGCAGUCGGCCGGCGACGCGGCAGCGCAAGCGCAGGUGUUUGCGGACAGUCAGGUGGAUGUGGCAGCGUUCAAGCGCGACGCCAUGGCCAUCGUCACCGAUCCGCACGCGGUGUUCCGCACCAGCGACGGGCAGUAUGCGCAGAGCGAGCCGCUGGUCGUGUCGUUGGUUGCGCGGCUGGCGUUUGGCGAGUCGCUCGGCGGGUUCGGUCUGGCCGAGGCCUCAGGCGCCGGAGCCCAGGGCAUUGUCACGAUGGCUGAGGCCGCCAAGGACAAGGGCGGCGGCAGCCAGGAGACUGCUGAUGAGAAGGACGGCUCCAGCAGCCAGCAGCCGGCCGAUGCCAAGGCUCCCAAGCCCGAAGGUGGCCGGCGGUGGUGGCCGUGGGGGCAGCGCAGCCCACCCACGCCCGUGGCACACGCCCAGACCAUGCCAGCUCCGGACCGCAUUGAGGAGGGGGCUCCGGCUCGCACUGGGGAGGGGGCUCCGGCCCCAGCCGACGCUAUUUCCAUAAAGAUCCCACCGCGCAGAGACAACUAUCAGCAACAACGACGACGAGGCGGUGGUACGCUGCGGCUGACAUCAGCGCAGCUCAAGUCGCUGGGACUGCAGCGCGGAGCCAACACGGUCAAGUUCCUGGUUCCGUCCAACAAGGCGUACUGCGAGGCCAAGAUCUUCUUCUACGGCAGCGACACGCACAUUGUGAUCUCGGACAUCGACGGCACCAUCACCAAAGACUGGACCCACGCGGGCGUGGCCAAGCUGUACACCGAUAUUGCCUGCAAUGGCUACGAGAUCCUUUAUCUGACAUCACGUGCCAUCGGGCAGGCUGCCGGCACACGGCUGUUCCUCGACAGCGUCAAGCAGGGCCAGUAUGCGCUGCCGAUGGGCCCACUGCUGCUGUCACCCGACCGCCUGUUCACAUCGUUCCACCGCGAGGUCAUCAUGCGGCGCCCGCAUCGAAAUCUGUUUGGCGGCGUCGCGCCCUUCUACGCCGGCUUCGGCAACCGCAUCACCGAUGCCAUGUCGUACCGCAGCGUCAACGUGCCGGUGUCGCGCAUCUGCACCAUCGACACUGCUGGCGAGGUCAAGCUGGAGCUUCUGCCCGGCUACCGCUCGUCCUACGUCAAAAUGAACGACCUGGUCGACAUGAUGUUUCCGCCCCUGGCCGCCAAGCUCGACCCCAAGUUCAACGACUGGGAGUUCUGGAAGACUUCCUCUGCCAUCGAGGCCCAGCUGGAGGCCGAGCAAGAGGAGGCCCGCCAGGCUGAGGAGCGUGACCGCCAGCGCCGUGCUGCCCAAGACGACGGCCGCAAAUCGCCGUCCAUCUUCACCCGCGCCACGCGCUCCACCCGUGCUGCCUCAUCUGUCCAGCCCUCUGACGCUGCAUUGCUGCUGCCGCCGCCCCCGAACCCUGCCACUGCUGAUGCCCGUCCUCGAGCCGACUCGUGGGCUCCACUGCCGCCCGCACCGUCGCCGCCCGUGCGCGCCGACUCGCCAGACCACUUGCCGCCGCCAGCUGCGUCCGAGACCGCCGCUGUGGAGCCGCCCAUCGGGGUCCUGCCUGCUGUGAGCCCUGACGCGACGCAGCAGCGUGUGCCGAGUGUGGCCAGCAGUACCGGCCGCAUGAGCAUGCUGCAGAAGGUCAACCCAUUCAACCUGGUCCUUCGCCAUCGCAGCAGUCGCUUGCCGACGACCCCAGGUGUUGCUGCUGCUGCUUCGCGCCUGGUGCCGCAGUUCUCCGCCGUCAGCAUUGAGUCAAAGAACCCCACCGAUGACGAGGACGAAUACAGUGACGCCGACGACGUCGAUUCUGAAAUCGAUGACGACGACGAUGACGAUGACGACGACGACGGCGAUGAAAUCGACCAGGAGACCAUGAACAUAAUCCACGACCUAGACGAAAUCCAGUACCUCUAACAAACUCCCG
This is a messenger RNA of Linderina pennispora, 2450 nucleotides long. Its product is annotated as LNS2-domain-containing protein. Gene Ontology annotation, biological process: fatty acid catabolic process; triglyceride biosynthetic process. Bases 50 to 2440 code for a protein of 796 amino acids. NCBI's taxonomy places the organism in Eukaryota, Fungi, Kickxellomycota, Kickxellomycetes, Kickxellales, Kickxellaceae. Gene Ontology annotation, molecular function: phosphatidate phosphatase activity. The record is from RefSeq and is a predicted model, not a curated record. Gene Ontology annotation, cellular component: nucleus. The transcript is spliced from 8 exons.